CGUCGAGUGGUGCAAAGGAUCUUCGCCAUCGAAGUUCUGAGAGAAGCGCGAGGACUAGUCAGACCCCGUGUCCUCCGGAGGCCAGUGUGACAGGAUUUGUCGCCAGAAAAGGAGUAGACGGCUUAUCAGUGCUAGGUGACCAAGCAGUUUCACAAAUAAACCCUCCAGCAAGUUUAAAAAUAAUCAGGCCCAACUUGGAGAAGUGAGAUUGCUCCUGUUGCACAAAGAUGUCUAGCUGCUCCAGUGAAGUCGAUGUGAUAAAAACUCGACUAUCUACUUGUGAUGAUGAUAAUGGCGUUCUUUAUGCAUAUGAACCAAAUACUGCAUAUGUCAAUCAGCAAAGUGUUCUGUCUGACACACCCUGUGAAGAGCAACCAAAAACAAUUGUGGAUGUCCUGAGUCAUUGCAAGGUCAUCCAGGAUGCUAUUCAAAACCUGGAUAAGAAGUUUGAUGUCAUUAAAGGAAAGGUUUCGAAAAUUUAUCGUUUCCGUUCCAAAUUAAUCUGGCAAAAUCGCAGGCCACUUGGAUAUGCAUACAAACAUUAUACUUACCUGCUUUCUAGAAAGAUUAAAUUGCAGAAAACAAAGAAGAAGGAUGUGCCUAUUCCUGUUCCUCUCUCUCAUAGUGAAAGUUAUAGCCCAACUACACCAGCUAGAAGGUCAUCAGAUAAUUCCCAAAGCAACCCUGUAGAAACAUAUCACCACUCACAGGAUUCCCUGAUCCAGGAUCCCUACCAGUCACAGGGUUCCCCAUUCCAGCCUCCUGAGUCAUUCUAUGAGAACCGGGAGAUGCGCCUUAGCCAGAGUCCGAUAUUUCCUCCCGUCUACACACAGUCAUAUCCAUCAUAUUACACAUCCAACGAUCCAGUGCAGCGCUCCCCUUCCAUGCCUUGCUUUGGCAGUCCAGGGGCUCACAGCACCACCGGUGUCUUUCCACCUUCCCAAACAUCCACUUCAGUACCUGCAGCUGUGCCAGACCAAGGCAAAUCUAGUCCGGCACACAACCCUGAGAUGAUGGCUUACCCAGCUUUGCUGGAAAAUGAGAGCCUCGGCCAUACUGACUCAUCUGUUUGUGCGCCAACUGGCUUGGCUGCAAGUCCAUCAGUUGGAACUGAACCGUGUAUGCUAAAACAAGACUUACCUGAUGACCCUUCAACUUGGUCCGUAGAGGAAGUGAUCCUGUUUCUGAAUCAAACAGAUCCUCAGACACUCGCCCCCCUUGCCGACAUCUUCAGACAACAUGACAUUGAUGGGUCAGCUCUGCUACUGCUCCCGAGUGACAUUAUGAUAAAGUAUAUGGGGAUUAAGCUGGGGACAGCUCUGAAAUUGUGCCACUACAUCGAAAAGCUUAAAGUAGAAAAAGGCAUUAAUGGUUGAGAAAACAUUAAUGUAGAUUUACUUUAUACUUAAUUCUGGGAGACCAAUGCUAUCUUGGUGUAAAA
Molecule: messenger RNA, 1441 nt
Organism: Molossus molossus (Pallas's mastiff bat)
Lineage: Eukaryota; Metazoa; Chordata; Mammalia; Chiroptera; Molossidae
Gene: SCML1
Product: Scm polycomb group protein like 1
Exons: 8
Coding region: 228-1376 (382 amino acids)
Molecular function (GO): protein binding
Source: RefSeq, a predicted model, not a curated record